Messenger RNA from Colias croceus (clouded yellow), 874 nucleotides. RefSeq names its product probable 28S ribosomal protein S26, mitochondrial (gene mRpS26). NCBI's taxonomy places the organism in Eukaryota, Metazoa, Arthropoda, Insecta, Lepidoptera, Pieridae. Gene Ontology annotation, cellular component: mitochondrial small ribosomal subunit. The record is from RefSeq and is a predicted model, not a curated record.
UGGAGGUUAUGUUGUGAUUUUUGACAGAUGGUGUAUAUUUAUUUCAAUAUUUAGUGGUUAAAAUUUAAGUUAUUUCACAAUACUCCUUACAUUGAAUUGACAAAAUGAUAUCGCAGAAGUAUUUAUUAAAUCGCACGUUGCCUAUAGUCAUCCAACGUGCUGAGGCACACCGCAAACCCCGUUGGCUACCAGUGGCUAAAUCUAAAAUAUAUCGUAUUCCAAAACGACCAGAAAUCUCAGAGGAUGAACGUCUAGAACUGCGCCGCAUAACGAAUAACUAUAAAACACAGAUGCGUGCAGUAAAACGAUUCUAUGUUGAAGAUUUCCUACGAGAGAAGUUAACUUUAGAAAGUGCUACUUCUGAAAUGUCCCAGCGUUUAGAAGCGGAAGAAUGGCAGCGUUGUGAAGAAAUAAAUGAUGUGUGGAACGCACAAGUUGCUGCUGAAAGAGAAGAGAGGAGAAAGAAGGAGUUGAUGGAAAUGGAAGAAUACUCUCUCGCUCGUAUGGAGGCUAAAGAUCGCGAAAUGAGGGAACGACUUGCUAAGGCAUCGUCAAAAAUAAAACGGGAAAAGGAGCUGAGUUCAACAUUUAUAACUCCAGAAAACUUGGAAGCAACCAUAGAUAGUGUUUUAGCCAACCAAGUAGAUUAUAAUUUCGCGAUUGACUUCGGAAGACAAUUUCCCGGCCGAGAUACUAAGAUACAAUAUGAAGACAAUAAAAAGCAGGCACAGACAGCAAAUUAAAAUAUAAGUAUUGAAAGAUAAUAAAAUACCUAUUUCUUAUGCAUCACAAAUGAAAGAAACCUGGGCAUAGGAAAUUAUUUAAUCUGUGAAAAUUGUUAAUAAUAUGUUAGAAAUAGAUAAAUUUAGUUAUA